Messenger RNA from Cannabis sativa, 3588 nucleotides. Its product is annotated as protein SCARECROW. The transcript has 3 exons. Gene Ontology annotation, molecular function: DNA-binding transcription factor activity; sequence-specific DNA binding. The coding region runs from base 1088 to 3349 and encodes 753 amino acids. Gene Ontology annotation, cellular component: nucleus. Lineage: Eukaryota; Viridiplantae; Streptophyta; Magnoliopsida; Rosales; Cannabaceae. The record is from RefSeq and is a predicted model, not a curated record. Gene Ontology annotation, biological process: leaf development; radial pattern formation; regulation of DNA-templated transcription.
ACUACUAUACAGCUUGGACCCUGUACGCCUCGGACUACAUAGUAAUGGUCGUCGUUUUGUCUUUAACCAUUUUGAAAACGUUAAAUGCUCAACGACGAACAAACAAACAAACGCAAAAUCCCACCCAAUCUUUAAUUCUUUCCCUAAUCUUCUCUUCUUCGUCUCCCACUCUCUUCUCUUCUCUGCUCCUCUCUUUUCUUUUUCUUUUUCUUUCACUUGCAUUAAUUCCCCCGCCUACCCAUUUUUCUUUUCUCGUUUCUCAUAAUUAUUAUUAUUAUUAAAUACGUAUUUCAUUUGAAAAACUUUAUUGAUUUUUAAUCAUUUAUAUAUAAAUGCUGCUGCAUAUGGGUUUGAGCAGAGACAAAUGAAGCUAAUCCAUUCGAGCAAAGACAAUCGCCACCACCUUUCACUACUAUCAGAAAUAAACAACUGAGACAGCCUCGGCUCUCCCAUUUUUUAUUUUUAUUUUUUUUUCGAUUUUUCUAUUAAUAAUAUUUUAUUGAUUUAUUUGGGAUUCUGGGUUGUAUAAAGUGUAUAAGAAUAGGUAAGGAUCAGAUGGAUCCAAAAGGCAAAACUUCGGCUUAGUCGUAUUAUUAAAAUCAAAAGAAGAAGGAAAGAGAAGAAGGUUAUAAUAAGAGAGCAUAGGAGGUCGUGUUUUGGGGUGUAGAGACUAUGUUUGAGCAAUCAAUUUGUUUUUAGAGAGAGAGAGAGAGAAAAGAAUCCCGAAGCCACUGUCCAGUUCCUCACGGCUGUUAUCUGCUUGGCUACUGCCUUCUCAUCACAUCUACUUAUCUUCUUCAUCAUCAUCAUCAUCAUCUUCUUAUUCUUCUUCACUAUUGACAAUGUCGGGGGAGACGCUACUACUGAUUUGACUGGAAACCCUGCCACCAAUUAUACAAUUAAUAGUACCACUACAACUGCUCAUGUUGGAAGCUCUCGUCCGAGCUCCGGUGCCGGUGGUGGUGGUUCCAAUAGCAGCGGGAGCAGUACUGAAGACUUGGCCUUAAACCGGCGUCGUUUACUAGCAGAACAACAACAACAACAACAACAACAAAGGGUACAAUCUGUAGAGUCUGGAGCUGGAAAGAUGGUGAGAAAGAGGAUGGCUUCCGAGAUGGAAGUCCAGACUGCAACCGCCGCUGAUUAUCUUAGGCUCUCUCGGCGUGGUGUUCCUAUGGCCAUCGGGUUCUCUUUUCCGGCCACUGGUGAUAGUAAUAAUAAUAAUAAUAAUAAUAAUUAUGGUAUUAUUCCUCCUAAUCCAAAUAAUAGUUCUCCGACCUCGGCCAGACCAUCAUCAGUGAGUACGACCGGGAUUAACCCCAACUACUCCACUUUGUUACCCAGUUUGACAAAUCUGACGUCAGGUGGGGUUUCUGGGGUUUUAUCAACUAAUACUACUACUACUUGUUCUACAAGUCCCAACUUGACCCAAAUCGACCCUCUCCAUUAUCAACAUCUUCAUCACAAUAAUAAUCCUAAUCAAAUCAGGUCACUCCCCCAGACCCACCACCACCAGUACCAGUCCCCAGCCGUUUGUGGGUUUUCGGGUCUGCCUUUGUUCCCACCCGAAAGUACUACUACUACUACUAGCCGUGAAAUAAACACUACUACUACUGCCAAUAUUAUUAGUAUCAACAACUCUAACAAUAAUACCAUUCACAACAAUCUUAGUCCAACUCCUACUGCUGGUUCAGGCUGUAGGGUUAUUAGCCCCUCAAACACCACUAGCAGCACUACAACGUCAUCAAUGGAUGAUAACAAUAACAACAAUAAUAAUCACAACAACAGUGCCUCCGCUACGGCAUGGAUCGAUGGUAUCAUUAAGGACCUCAUCCACAGCUCCACCAACGUCUCAAUCCCUCAACUCAUCCACAACGUAAGGGAAAUCAUUCACCCUUGCAACCCAAACCUAGCCACACUCCUCGAGUACCGCCUCCGCUCCCUCCUAGCAUCCGACCCAUCCAACGUCCCCGUUUUCUCUCCUCCCCUGGAAUCUUCACCCAACGACCAGUACUUGCACUGGGGAGGAGGAGGAGCUGUGCUUCCCCCUCCUCCCACUCCUCUUCCUACGUCAACCGCAACCAAUACUGCUGAUGUCAUCCAACAACAACAGCCGGAGAAUCCCUCUCCUGUGGAGGAACCUGUAUCGGUACCAUCCCCGGCGGUACUACUCCGGGAGAAGAAGGAAGAGCUUCGGCAACAGAAGCGGGACGAAGAGGGUUUACAUCUGUUAACCCUUUUGCUCCAAUGCGCAGAGGCAGUAUCGGCAGACAACUUUGACGAUGCGAACAAGAUUCUUCUCGAGAUUUCGGAGCUGUCGACGCCGUUCGGGACGUCGGCGCAACGCGUGGCGGCUUACUUCUCGGAGGCAAUGUCGGCUCGGCUUGUGAGCUCGUGUUUGGGGAUAUACGCGGCUAUGCCUUCGGUUGGGGUUCCGCAAAACCAUAGCCAGAGGAUGGCUUCGGCUUUCCAGGUGUUCAAUGGGAUAAGUCCGUUCGUGAAGUUCUCUCAUUUCACAGCCAAUCAAGCGAUCCAGGAGGCGUUUGAAAGAGAGGAAAGGGUUCACAUAAUCGAUCUUGAUAUCAUGCAGGGUUUGCAAUGGCCAGGCCUUUUUCACAUAUUGGCGUCUAGACCAGGUGGACCCCCUUACGUUAGACUGACUGGCCUAGGCAACUCGAUGGAGGCACUCGAGGCCACCGGCAAAAGGUUGACUGAUUUCGCCGACAAGUUGGGUCUUCCUUUUGAAUUCUUUCCGGUGGCCGAUAAGGUCGGGAAUUUGGACCCUGAGAGGCUGAAUGUCAGCAAGCGGGAGGCCGUUGCUGUCCAUUGGUUGCAACAUUCACUUUACGAUGUUACGGGUUCGGAUACCAACACGUUGUGGCUUUUGCAGAGAUUGGCGCCAAAAGUGGUAACAGUGGUGGAGCAGGACCUGAGCCACGCAGGAUCGUUUUUAGGAAGGUUUGUGGAAGCGAUUCACUACUACUCAGCGCUGUUCGACUCACUAGGAGCAAGCUACGACGAAGAGAGUGAGGAGCGGCACGUGGUUGAGCAGCAGCUGCUAUCGAGGGAGAUAAGGAACGUGUUGGCCGUGGGAGGGCCGUCAAGAAGCAGGGACGUCAAGUUCCACAACUGGCGGGAAAAGCUUCAGCAGUCAGGCUUUCGCGGCAUCUCUCUUGCAGGCAAUGCUGCCACGCAGGCCACUCUACUUCUCGGCAUGUUCCCUUCAGAUGGCUACACCUUGGUGGAGGACAAUGGAACCCUUAAGCUUGGCUGGAAGGACCUUUGCUUGCUUACAGCUUCGGCUUGGAGGCCACCAUACCAUGCCACGCCCACAACUCUUCACUAUUAGAUAACUUUCUUGUUUAAAAAGAAAUGAAAAAUCCCAAGAGAGCUUAAAAGUACUAUCCCUUCUACACUUGUCAUUAAUCUCUCCUUUUAUUAUUAUUUUUUAAAAUUUAGUUGAAGAGAUGUUCUUACAGUUACUAUGAGAAAUACUUUCCAGUCUGAGCAAUGUGGAAGGUAAGGAUAUAUAAUGUAUAAUCUGCAGAAUGAUCAUCUUGUUUAUGAAAGUCAGCAAAAAUUUAAGUC